This is a messenger RNA of Girardinichthys multiradiatus, 4399 nucleotides long. RefSeq names its product Scm polycomb group protein like 2 (gene scml2). Gene Ontology annotation, biological process: regulation of DNA-templated transcription. The transcript has 14 exons. NCBI's taxonomy places the organism in Eukaryota, Metazoa, Chordata, Actinopteri, Cyprinodontiformes, Goodeidae. The record is from RefSeq and is a predicted model, not a curated record. Gene Ontology annotation, molecular function: protein binding. Bases 216 to 2258 code for a protein of 680 amino acids. Gene Ontology annotation, cellular component: nucleus.
GUGAAGGCUACCGCAGAGAUUUUAACCUUCAAAUUCAUGGAUCCGAUUCGUAACGUGUUACUUUUUUGGUGCCUUGGACUAUAUUUGCUGGGCAUCUUGAAUUCUUUUUGGACUUUCCAGAGCGUGGGGCUGUGCUUGCAGUUUCCUUUUGACUUUUGAGACACAUUUUCAGCUUAAACACUGUGGUCACUGUUUAGCCAACUUGCCUGGUCAUCAUGGGCCGAACACCACAGAGAGAUUCAAAAGAGGAGAAGAAGGAGAGGCGGAGCAGCAUCACAGCAGGCUCUGCCCUCGACAAAUCAAACGAACCAUUUAGUUGGGAAGACUAUCUGAGAGAAACUUCAUCUGUUGCAGCAUCACCUACUUGCUUCAAACAGUCUAGAAUACCCCCUUCCAAUGAUUUUAAAGCAGGCAUGAAGCUUGAGGCUCGAGACCCCCGCAACUCUAAUUCAGUGUGCAUUGCCACGGUGAUGGGCAUGAUGGGGACUCGCCUGCGACUCCGGUUGGAUGGCAGUGACAACACGAACGAUUUCUGGCGGCUGGUGGACUCUUUGGACAUCCAGCCAAUAGGAACUUGUGAAAGGAGCGGAGACAUGCUGCAGCCCCCACUGGGUUUCCGGAUGAAUGCAUCCUCGUGGCCCAUGUUUCUCCUGCGGACGCUCAGCGGUGCAGAGAUAGCUCCCGCCUCUGCUUUUAAGAAGGAGCCAGCCAGCCCAGCUAAAAACUACUUCCAGCCCGGCAUGAAACUGGAGGCGGUGGACAGGAAAAACCCCUACCUGAUAUGUCCUGCCACAGUGGGAGAUGUCCGAGGCCAGGAGAUUUUUGUUAUGUUUGACGGCUGGCGUGGUGCCUUCGAUUAUUGGUGCCCCUUCGACUCCAGAGACAUCUUCCCUGUUGGCUGGUGUGCCCUGACUAAGCACAGCUUACAACCGCCAGGAAACUUCUUUACCCUUCCUGGUGCACUUCUCGCCCCGGUUUCUUCUGCAUCUGCAACACGUCGCUCCUCUUUCAACUCCUCCUCCUCGACCUCCAUGCAGACCUCAUACCGGCUGCCAAAUCCCCUGCCACCCCUCCCUGUCCGCAAGGGUGUCCGAGGUCGCCGUCCCAAAUCCCAGACCAUUGCUUUGUUGAAAGCAGCGGCAGAGGCAGCAGCAGCAGCAGCAGCGGCAGCGAAUGGAUCACCUCAGAGCCCAGUGACUGAGACCUCACUGGUCCCCAGACCACACAAGAAGAGAGGUCCCAAGCCUAAAGGCAAGAAGAAACCUCUAAUGGGGCAAUCUCCAGGUUCAUCCCCAGUUAUAACUCCGCCUCCAGAGACCAAACUGAACACGAGCCAUGUCUCUGUGGACAGCAACCUCAGCAACGGCUCAAAUGUAAUUUGCACAGUGUGUGUCUAUGUCAACAAGCAUGGCAACUAUGGCCCACAUCUUGAUCGAAAACUGGUCCAGCAGCUGCCGGACCACUUUGGUCCAGCUCCAGUCAACACAGUCCUUCAGCAGGCUGUUCAGGCCUGUGUGGACUGUACAUACCAACCCUCUGUGCUGUUGUCCUUUUUACAAAGCCAGUCCCACUCAGGAGGAGAGGUCAUUAGAGUUUGCUCAGAGCAUGGUAUCCGCUAUGUGAAGCUGCCCUCUGCCUCCAGUGCGUCUUCUGUGUUGCGGUUCUUGGAAAACAUGUGCCAACACCUGGAGAGUGACAGUCUUUUCAGCUCGCAGCCCUUUAACCCGUACAGCAACAACACACGCUUCUACAACAGAACCAAAUCAGAACCACUGUCCGUCACUGAGAAUGGCCAUGACAAUCCAUCUAAGGAACCUACACCUACCCCUCGCCCCCUCCACAACACACUGGACUACAGAGGAGCAAAAAGGGAGCGAGCCUCUUAUCCUGGACACACGCAAACACCACCACCCCUUCGACGAGUCGGCUCCAAUCCCACCGAGCUUGGCCCUGUAAAUACACACAGACGAGUGGAAGCAGCUAGCUCAACAACAGGUCCAGAUCAGAUGAAACAGGACAGAGAGACUUCAGGGAACAAUGCUUCCUCCUGGUCAGUCGAUGAUGUCAUAAAGUUUGUCCAAGAGGCGGAUCCACAAACUCUUGGUCCGCAUGUUGACCUGUUCAGGAAACAUGAGAUCGACGGCAAGGCUCUGAUGUUGCUGCGCAGUGACGUCAUUAUGAAAUACAUGGGACUGAAGCUGGGCCCAGCUCUAAAACUGUGUCAUCACAUCGAGAAGCUGAAACAGACCAAACAUUAGAUGAUGAUGAUGAUGAUCAUGAUGAAGGGACUGUUUUCUCACUGGGAACCAAACACACUUAUCAGUCUGCAGGAAUGUGGAGCAUUGGAACUCCAUUAAGGACAUUGAGGUCAUUUCCUGGUACUUUUUGGGAAUAAAAGGUUUUGGUAACAGGAAAAUUGUUUUCAUUUUAAGAUCUUAGAAAUAGUGAGAAUCAUAUGAACUGAGGCUGAAAAAUCAUAAUUGCUCUGAUUUUUGUUGAUGAUCUUUAAUUUUAAGUAAAUUUUCAAGCAUAAUUUUGACUUUCAAUGUAGAAAAAUUCAUAGAACACACAAUUAUAGAAAAAUAAACACCAAAUUGUAAACUUUGAUUUCUAUUUUUAAGCUAAUUAUUUCAAAAUUACGAUCACCUACCAUGAGCACAAUAAGUUAACAUAUGCACAGCAGCAGUUAGUAUCAGACAUCCUAGCAUUGGCAUUAGGUUUGUUUUGUUUGUGUAUUUUUAGCUUAUUAUGAAUUAAAGAAGGCCAUUAUUUUUGAGUCCCAAUAAGUCUAACUUUACAUUUGCAUCUUGUAGCUGGUAAAACUCGGUACACGGAUCCGAAUUUAAAGCUAGCGCCACUGCACAAAAGACUGGAAAACAUUAGUCUAGGUACUGACAUUAAGUGAGGUUUCUCAAUGCCUGUUUUGAAACAGAUAGUUAAAUAGUUUAUGCAUGCGGCAGAAUGUAUGGAUGCUAACAGGGACUGAACGACAGCACCUCAGUUAUGGGAAUUAAAAGGGUUUAAUCCCAGAAAUGUUGGAGAAGUCUUGUUUGCUAAAGUCAAUUGUUACAGUACAGUUUUAUUGACAAAGAUUAUGUAUUAAGAUUAGCAGAGUGGAACCUAAUUUGACUCAGAAAGUGGCAGUCUUGUAUAAAAAUGCCUUCCCGAGUUACAGAAGUGCAAUGGUAUGCAUGCUGGAUGACAUUCAUGCUGGCCAGCCUCAUCUUGACUGCUGAUAGUCACACACACUCAAAAACAAGUGACUGGAAUACUCUUUAAGUGUACUGAUAUUAACUUAAAAAUGACAUCAUUUAUAGUGAAGUCUGAUUGCUGUACAGGUGCUGCUCCUACCUGAAGAUAAUGGAGAAAUAGUUUUGUAUAAAAGUUAACUUAACAGGUAGGUUGUUUGUUUUUUUUAAAUAGUUUUCUACUGUAUCAACGUAUACCAGCCUGUAUCAAGUGUAACCACUUUUUUUUUAGCCUCAAUAGUGUUUUGUGUGACCAUCAAAUAUCUACCUGCAGAGUAACAAUGUGUUUGAGUAAAUACUCUCUUGUUUCAAAGUGUUGGCCUGUUUUUUUUUUUUUUUUCAUGGCAGAAGUUCUUAUUUUCUAAACAUUUCAAAGUCAUUCUCAGACCAAAUCACCUCUGCAUUUCACACUAGCUGCAUUUUCCAUUAUAAAUGUGUGCAAAACGUUGUCGAUAUUCUGCCAAUGUCGAAAAAUCAAUUGGCAAUUGCGGUGUUUCCGUAAAGUAAGAAAUGCUAUUAGAAUAACACAUGAAAAGGUAAUUCUGAAACCAAAUGACCAUCAAAUUGCACAAAUUGUAAUUACAAAAAUGGAAUGCUUAAUGGAAACUUGCCAAUUCUGAAAAAACUCCUUUUUUUGCAUCACACGAGUCACGUGAUCAACAACCGGAUGUUACUACUGGCGAAAAAGAUGAAGACGACAGGAAGUAGUAGGAGGAUGCUGUUGUCAUGUUAACAAACUUAUUCACUUGUGAUUUUAUUUUAAUUGCAUUUCUAAUUUAAUGGAAACACCGCAAUUGAGAAAUUGUGUUUUUUUUAUUCGACAUUAGCAGAAUAUCGACAACAUUUUGCGCACAUUUGUAAUGGAAACACAGCUAAAGUCACUCUCCUAUAGUGGUAACAAGUUGAUACUUGAAACCGUGUUGCUUUAAUGUGAAACUCAGGUUUUAGUGAGGGUUUUCUCUCUUAGAAAAUGUUUUACAUAAUAACAUUUUGUUUUCAGUACUCCAGCAUAAUAUUCAAUAUGUUUAUUUUUAAUGGCUAUGUAUUGCUCUGUACCAUUUUUUGUGUAUCGACACAAUUUUUCUACUGUAUCCUAAGUUUGUUUAAUAUGUCUGCUAUGCAUUCACCCAAUUAAAAAUUGGUUUACAUUA